Molecule: messenger RNA, 756 nt
Organism: Camelina sativa (false flax)
Lineage: Eukaryota; Viridiplantae; Streptophyta; Magnoliopsida; Brassicales; Brassicaceae
Source: RefSeq, a predicted model, not a curated record
CAAAAAAAAAGAGGGGGGAAAAUUGGAAAUUAGGGUUUCUUCAAGACAAAGGCAAUAACUUUGAUCCAUGGAGGAGGUUGACAUAGACGGUAGGUCUGGAUUGCUGGGACCUGUGUCUCUGAGUUAUGAGUUUGGUUCUUUUCCUAGGUAUCUGAUUCCUCCGCAUAUUCGAUGGGACGAGAAGAAAGAGCCCAAGUACACGACACUGCAAGAGUUUUUUUUUGAUAAAAAGACAAGUCCGGAAGAGCAAGGGAUUCGACAUCGAUUUCACACAGUUCCGCUCUGUAUGGUUGAUUUAGACAGUACCAAGUUUGCUUUGGCCCCAGAGACCACUAGAGAGUUACUCAAGAGGCUGUCUCAAAAAUCCCUUAACAAGUACAACAGUGAAUGGGUCUGCUUUUUUUAACUCCUCUUUUGUCUUUGCCCUUGUUUAUGGAUAGAUAGAUUAAUACUAGUUAGUUUGAUCUCUCUGCUGACCAAAAUUUUGGCCUCCUACUUUGUAUUCUAUGUUUGAUCUCUCUGCUGACCAAAAUUUGACCAAUUCGUAGAGAUAAGUUGUUCUUAUCUACAAAAAUUAAUCAUCACUAUGCUCACCAUUGACCAAUUUAUAGGGGGGUGUGAGUGUCGAAUUAAAAACUUUCGAGGAAAAAAACAAAGAAUAGAAACAUUAGAAUAGAGGAACAUCCAAUGCAAUUAACGCUAGUUUCUUUACUUCAAAGUUAGGGUUUCGUUUAUGGUAUCAACAUAAAGAGCGAU